This is a messenger RNA of Trichophyton rubrum CBS 118892, 1038 nucleotides long. RefSeq lists its product as uncharacterized. The transcript is spliced from 2 exons. NCBI's taxonomy places the organism in Eukaryota, Fungi, Ascomycota, Eurotiomycetes, Onygenales, Arthrodermataceae. The coding region runs from base 1 to 1038 and encodes 345 amino acids. The record is from RefSeq and is a predicted model, not a curated record.
AUGGCGACAACACAAGCGGAGUCCGCAGCGAGCUUCGCGGAAGCCAUCGCGAUAACUCCCCUGUCAUCCCAUACGUACUCUGCGAACCUCCGCACGGAAUGGUGCAUCGGCACUGUUCCUCAUGGCGGUUAUGUGACCUCUAUCUUUUACGCCGUGGCCCGCAAACAUAUGAAAACCACCCAUCCAACAUACCACAAAGGCGCUCCAGAUCCCAUAACAGUAUACCUGACCUUUAUACGCCGGACAAAUAUUGGUCCUGCCCUGUUCACCGUCGUCGACACGAAGUUGGGUUCGCGUACGUCAACGCUACAUAUCACACUCAGCCAGCAGGAACCGGAAGGGAACCGCCGCGAAGAAGUAGCCGGAUACAUCACCGUAUCACAUAUAGCCAGUGAAGAAGGACCAAGCAUAGAGAGAGCUUUCGCAUUGACUCCUCCUGCGCCCCCUGUGGACUUCAAGCAGCUCACCAGCACUGGCCAGAGCGGCGAAUGGAAUGGGUUCAAAGUGGCCUUUGGUUCUAUGCGGAAGGCUAGUCGACAUGUUGAAUUUUACGCUCCUCCUACGUCUGCCAUGGCUUCCCGUGGGUUCGUUGAGCAAUGGGCUCGAUUCGCGCCUUAUGGAAAGGUGGAAAGGUGGACAGAUGAAGCACUAGGGUUUCUAGCCGACAUGUUCCCCAUGAUGCUUGAAUCGUUUGACGAUAAGCCGUGGGAUAAGAGGUCGAAAGAAGAGAAGGAGAAGGAGAAGUAUGCUGUUGGUAAAGAUGGCAAGCUAUCUCCCAAGGGCAAGUUCUGGUAUCCGACUAUCCUGUUAAAUUUGGAUGUCAAGAAGAAACUGCCUGCUGAAGGGGCAGAGUGGCUUUAUUCACGGGUCCAGACGAAGAAGCUACAUAACGGCAGGAUGGAUUUGGAUGUUAUUAUUAUGGACGAGAAGGGUGAGAUUGUUGCCUUAAGCAAUCAUGUUGCAUUGAUUAUUGGAGCAGAGAGAAACCUGAGUGCGAGAAAGGGAAGCGGAAAGCCCAACGGUGAGAGCAAGAUAUGA